Messenger RNA from Cantharellus anzutake, 1061 nucleotides. RefSeq lists its product as uncharacterized. Lineage: Eukaryota; Fungi; Basidiomycota; Agaricomycetes; Cantharellales; Hydnaceae. The record is from RefSeq and is a predicted model, not a curated record. The transcript has 3 exons. The coding region runs from base 245 to 976 and encodes 243 amino acids.
CUUCAAGUUGCCUGCUGUCGACGACGAGGCGCAAUGCAAGGCGGAAAUGCUUUGGACACGUGUCAUGAGAUAUAUAGCAGAAGGUUACCCGUGGUUUGCGAAGUCGUUUACCCCGCCUGUUGACCCCUUGGGACUCUCGCACCAAGAAAAAGGGACGGUGCGUAUUCGGGGAAAUUGAAUAAAUUCCUCCAACCAAUCGGAAGGUCCCUAGGCUUCGACCCCAGGCAUAGCUCCUCCUGCAGGAAUGAACUUGAAUGACACGACAGCAUAUGCCUAUGAUUCAAGGAACGGAAAUCCGGGAAACAACAGAGCGACGCUAUACCACGACGCCAUCGACUCCUUUGAUCCUUCGCAUCAAAGACGCCACUCGGGUAGACAUUCUGCUUUUCACAAUCCAUAUUAUGGUCGCUCUGGGAAUUACUACCAUAAUGCUGGUAGAAACCCAGAACCCACCACUGUUGAGCAACCGUCCAAUCCAGACAUCCACAAUUCCGGCCACGGCCACUUUCUCAAUCGUCAGUCCAGAACAAGCGGACAUGAGCGAAAUUAUCAGGAGCCACAUGGAGAUAUCUCUUCCCGUCGGCACAGUCGCUACUCGUCGAGAUACAGCGGCUCUUCUUCGAACCUAGGAAGUUCGACAAGCUAUCUAUCUUUUGAGCGAGAUGACCCUGCUCGCUUCCACAGCAGAACUAAUAGCGUGAAUACAUACCCCAGCGAAUCAAGGACCAGUCAUUCCUCUCAGAGCGAUUGGCACUCAUACGAUGACGGGGACGAUGUAUUAUAUCGGGGUGAUCGUACACAAUCCUACAGGAACGAGUAUGACGACAACCGAAGUGUACCAUCGACCUAUUUCAGUGGGGGCUCUUACACUAGUCACCAACCCUACCAGCAAAGCCCCAGUCGCAGCCCAUCAAACGGUUACUAUCAUUCACCGUCUGUACCGGACAGUCAUUCAAGGUCGAGUGCGCAACAGUGAGUGAACGAGCUGUCCGUGCUGUAAUUCCCUUGCUCCAACCUUAGAUUGCUGAACGACAGGACACCAACCGAAUAUUACUAUGACA